Myotis brandtii (Brandt's bat) is the source of this 605-nucleotide messenger RNA. RefSeq names its product chromosome unknown open reading frame, human C7orf50 (gene CHLSN). Lineage: Eukaryota; Metazoa; Chordata; Mammalia; Chiroptera; Vespertilionidae. The record is from RefSeq and is a predicted model, not a curated record. The coding region runs from base 84 to 605 and encodes 173 amino acids. The transcript has 4 exons.
GCCCCUGGCCCCACCUCUGCCAGGGGCGGGUGACAGGCCCGCCAGGCUCCUGGCUGCUGGAGUGCGGUCAUCCGGGGUCAUAGAUGGAUGUGCAGCCUCAGGGGAGGGCACGCAGGCCCUGGGAGAGGGAGAAGCUGUGCCCAUGGCGGGAAGGAGGUGUGACUCACCCGUGGGUGCCCGGAGCCCCCCCUGAGGCCUCGUUGCUGGGCAGCGUCAGUGCAGUGAACGCCCCCUGUCCCUGUGGGGCUCACGGUCCGGGGCACCGGACAUCAGCCCGAACUCUGAGGGCUGUGUCGCUGCUCGGGGGCGGGGCGUGCUGGGGACCGUGGUAUUGGAGGCUGCUCAGUAGGGGACGCAGAGAAGGGGCCCUGCAGCUGCGGGUGGAUGGCCCGGGGUCUGAAGUGAGGAGGGAGAGAGCGGAGAGUGCGAGCUCAGAGGCGGAGCUGUCCCCGGAGGAGAAGCGGGUCCUGGAGAGGAAGCUGAAGAAGGAACGGAAGAAAGAGGAGAGAAAGCGGCUCCGGGAGGCGGAGCUGGGCCCAGAAGCGCCAGAGCUGGCGGUUCCAGAAGACGCGGCAGACCUGGCUCCUGCUGCACAUGAUGACUGA